UAUCUGAGAGUGAGCGGCGCUAUGGCUGAGGAAAAGAAGGGUCAAGUUGCCAAGAAGGGCGCGAAGAAAGCGGUGAAGAGGGCGCCAGCGAAGGGCGGCAAGAAGAGGAGGCGGUCCAGGAAAGAAAGUUACGCCAUCUACAUCUACAAAGUGAUGAAGCAGGUUCACCCCGACACCGGCAUCUCCUCCAAGGCCAUGAACAUCAUGAACUCGUUCGUCAAAGAUAUUUUCGAGCGCAUCGCGGGGGAGGCUUCCCGCCUGGCCCAUUACAACAAGCGCAGCACCAUCAGCUCCCGGGAGAUCCAGACCGCCGUGCGGCUGCUGCUGCCCGGGGAGCUGGCCAAGCACGCCGUGUCGGAGGGCACAAAGGCGGUGACCAAGUACACCAGCUCCAAGUGAGGGACCGCAUUGCACUGAAACAAACACACAUCCACAACCCAAAGGCUCUUUUAAGAGCCACCUACAAUUUCUCUGAAAUAGCUGGACAAUUAUGUUUCUGGGUUUGUACCAUUAAUGUCUCUGCGAGGUUUGUAUGUUGUAAAUGUUCUAUAAAGUGACAGCUGACCCGGUGCGCGCCUUACUCUCAGAUGUGAUCAUGUAUAUCCUGUGGUCCCUGCCUGGGGAGAGAGAUCAUCAUAAACGCCACUGAGUCAUUUUUCAGCUGAUUUUAUGUGUCCGUGUUCCUCUGUUAUUCGAUCACUUCAGGAGUUACUAGCCCCGAUGGGGCACGAACCCUGAGUUUCACCCCCAGAAAACGAAGUGCCCCGAGUACCGACUAGCAAAAUAAACAGGUUCCCUUGGAGUGCGAUUUUACUUUGUUUACUUUUCAUUUCCAAAUCUCCGCACUGGUAUUGUCAGGUUGCAGCGCCGGGCAAAAUGCACCGA
This is a messenger RNA of Chiloscyllium plagiosum (whitespotted bambooshark), 885 nucleotides long. NCBI's taxonomy places the organism in Eukaryota, Metazoa, Chordata, Chondrichthyes, Orectolobiformes, Hemiscylliidae. The record is from RefSeq and is a predicted model, not a curated record.